Talaromyces atroroseus is the source of this 1755-nucleotide messenger RNA. RefSeq lists its product as hypothetical. The record is from RefSeq and is a predicted model, not a curated record. Gene Ontology annotation, biological process: mitotic sister chromatid cohesion; synaptonemal complex assembly; replication-born double-strand break repair via sister chromatid exchange. Lineage: Eukaryota; Fungi; Ascomycota; Eurotiomycetes; Eurotiales; Trichocomaceae. Gene Ontology annotation, molecular function: protein binding; chromatin binding. The coding region runs from base 1 to 1755 and encodes 584 amino acids. Gene Ontology annotation, cellular component: synaptonemal complex; cohesin complex. The transcript has 2 exons.
AUGUUUUAUUCGGAAACCCUACUGUCCAAGACCGGGCCAUUGGCUCGCGUCUGGCUUUCCGCCAACUUGGAGCGCAAACUCUCCAAGUCACACAUUCUACAGUCCAACAUCGAAAGCAGUGUUAGUGCUAUCGUGGACCAAGGCCAAGCACCUAUGGCUCUGCGGCUUAGUGGCCAGCUUUUGCUCGGUGUUGUCAGAAUUUAUAGCCGUAAAGCGCGUUAUCUAUUGGAUGAUUGCAAUGAAGCGUUGAUGAAAAUUAAGAUGGCCUUUCGACUCACCAACAAUAAUGAUUUGCCAGCUAAUGUGACUUUGCCUCCAGGCGGCAUCACUCUACCCGAUGUGCUUACAGAGUCUGAUUUGUUUAUGAACCUCGAUACCUCAUCCCUGCUAUUGCCUUCCAUCAACCUAGAAACUGAGAGUAAGCGGCCGGGCGUGAUUGACUUUGGCAGCCAAUUGUUACCACACACACAACGUCUCCCAUCUCAAGAACCGGCUCGUUUGGAAGACCACACCUUACUCGAUCUCGACCUUGGCGAGGAUGACACCCCUCUUGCGAAUGACUUCAGCAUUGAAGUCGGUCGAGACGCGCCUCCUACGCGACCUGUUGAAGAAGAUUUAUUCAGUGAAGAAGGAAAAUUGAAUGAUGUUGACCUUAAUCUGGACCUCGGAGAGGAUGAUGCUCCAUUGGGAGAUAUGGACAUUGGUGAAGAUAGCAACGACAACAUCGAUCGCUUCCUUAUGCCCGAUGAUCCGAUGGAUUUGGGCGAAGGCGACCUUGAUGUCCCGCCAGUUGAGCCUGAAACGCAAGCUGGAUCACCACAGGCAUCAGCCACCGACCGGUUUGCGACGCCACCGACCGAUGCUGCACCUGAGGAACAGGAGACUUUUGCGGAGGAUCGGGAUGCUGCACAAGAAACACAACGUUCUAAACGGCGAAAGAUUAUCGGACAUGACGUGGACACCCAAUUGAGCACAUCCUCAUUAAAACAGCAUCAGGAUGAUCACGAAGAUAUCCUUAGGCCAGUGUCAUUUCUACCCCGUGACCCCGUUCUCCUUACGCUCAUGCAAAUGCAAAAGAAUGGCGACUUCGUGUCCAGCGUGCUCGGCCAGGACCGCGGCCGUGGAUGGGCACCAGAGUUGCGAGACAUGCUUUCAUUUGAUACUGUACGCAAAGCCGGUGAACUCAAGCGUAAGCGGGACAGUGGAGUGUCCGACAUGGAUAUUGAUGCUGCAAACCUCCCUGCUUUGGAUCUUGAGGAAGAUGAAUCUGCUUUGAAUGUCGAUGAAGGCAUUGGUCUCGAUUCUACCCUUCAGCAGCAACAAAUCGAGUUUGGUUCCGAUGACGGCAACCGGGCUGGAAGUGACGAUGAAGGAUUACCUCCGGAUGAUUUUGACGACACCCUCAUCCACCCAACUGAAAGUGGACCAGUGUCUCUGGGUACUAAGCAUGCCGUUCAUCUCCUCCGCGAGCGAUUUGGAGGCGCACAGGCCGCAGAGCCUGCCACACCACAGAAAAAGAGCGUCUUAUUCCAGAAUUUGUGUCCAGAGAAGACUACAUCGAAAGCCGAUGCAACUAAGAUGUUCUUUGAGACGCUUGUAUUGGCGACGAAAGAUGCUAUCAAUGUUGAGCAAGGUCAUAAUCACAUCGGUGGCCCUCUGCGUAUCAAAGCUAAGCGCGGACUCUGGGGCUCCUGGGCAGAAACAGAAGCCGGCGGCGAGAUAGCAGCUCAGCAGGAAAACCAGGUUGCUGCCUAA